CCGACCGAACGAAAGGAGUGAGCUAAACCAACAUGGCUGGCUCGCGAAAAAGAGGACCGAGCAGAUUGUAGUUUGUUGUUCGUCUUUUGCCACUUAUAGUAGCACGAAGUUAAUGAAAGUAAUUUCGUGCCCUGCUAGAUAACAAACAUGAGUUUUUCUGUAAAAAAAACUGGUGGUAGAAUGUGGCACGAGGCGCGGAAACAGGAAAAGAAGAUUCGCGGUAUGCUGGUCGAUUAUCGUCGACGGGCGGAACGCCGCCGGGAUUAUUAUGAGAAAAUUAAAUCAGAUCCCACACAAUUCCUGCAAUUACAUGGGAGACCGUGCAAGAUUCAUUUGGAUCCUGCUGUGGCUGCAGCUGGCGAUAGUCCUGCAAAUAUGAUGCCUUGGCAAGGGAACGAAGAGAAUCUCAUUGAUCGAUUUGAUGUUCGAGCUCAUCUCGAUUGGAUCCCGGAAGCUUCUGAUACCAUCGAUGUAGACAUUGCUUUGACUAGUGAAGAUAGGCACAUCAAUUAUGAACGUUAUCGCAUAAUCGUUCAAAACGAAUUUCUCGGAGUGACCGAAGAAAAAUUUCUACAUCAAAUUCACAUAGAGGAGCAAUUUGGUUCUUCUACUAAGCCAGAUGCCAACAAAGACAAGAAGAAAUCGACUGCUAAUGCCGCAAUUGGCUAUAACUAUGAAACUGAAGAACCUAUUACUGAUCCUGGCAAACCAAUUGAAUCAGUAGCGGUGGAUGAUAAACCAGAAGAUGAAGAUAGUGAUAUUGAUUUAGAUAUUUGCGUAGAUGUAUCGCAGAUAGAACCUUCGCAAGCUCAUGAAAUGAAUCAAGUGGCGCAAAAGUAUGGAUUGCUCGGUGCAGACUAUUUCAGUUUCUUAACUCAGGAUGUCGAAGAAGCAGAAACAUUAAGGCAAGCUCGCAAACAGGAGGAAGAAAAAGCAAUGUAUUCCGGACGGAGAUCAAGGAGAGAGAGACGAGCAUUCCGAGAAAAGAAAAUGAUUGGCCGUGUUAUGAGCCCACCAAGCUACGCAGCUAGAGAGAGUCCAGAAUAUAACCCCUAUAGAAAGUCGUCAUCAAAAUCACGCUCAAGAUCACCUUCACCAAUUAAUGCUGGACAAAUUACGUACAUCACAAGUUUUGGCGGUGAAGAAGAGGCACAUGGUAGUUCAACUCAAAUUACAACGACAAACAUAAAAAAAGUCAAUUAUUCUCACUUGAGAAGAAGACGAUCUGAGAGCCCAGUUUUCGGAGAUAGAACCGUUUCUAGAAAAAUUUCUAAAUCUAGAUCACGAAGCGCUUCCAGAUCAAUAACUAGAACUAAACCAUACAGAUCACGUGAUAGAAGAAAGAGCAAUUCACGAUCAAGAUUAAAGAACACAGGAUCCAGAUCGAGAAGACAAGUAAAGUCGAGAUCUAGAAGUCACUCUAGACGCAGGCUAUCUGGUGCUAGAUCGCAACGCUCAAGAUCUAAGAGUAUUUCUAGAUCCAGCUCAAAAUCAAGAUCUCCUUCUAGUUCAAGGUCAAAAUCGAGGUCACGUUCCCGGCAAAGAAGAUUACGGUCAUCUUCGAACAGUAGUUCCUCAAUUUCUAAGUCAAGAUCAGGGUCAAGGUCUCGAAACAGAAGUCGGUCCAAAGAGAGUUAUCGUAGAAGACGCUAUUCUCAGUCCCGAUCAAGGAGUCGUUCUAACACCAGAAGGUCCAGAAGCAAUGACAACAAAACACUUGCAUUACCAAGAUAUUAUGGUCGUAGAGGAAAAUCCUCCAGCUUGGAAUUAGAAUUGUCAGAUAACGAGGAAAAAAAUAUUCCAUCAGCGCCUAAGCCUCCAAUAAUCAGCGCGAGCGUGAUCAAGCCAAAAGCAGGGUUAAGUACAUAUUCUGGUGGCGGAUACAAAACAUUAACAUUGCAGUCUUCAAAGAUCACACCUCAGGAGCGGCUUAAGAAAAAAAUGCAGGCUCUGUUGAACAGGCAAUACAAGGCUGAUAAAAGGGCUGAGCAGCUGAGAAUCGAAAAAAUGGAGCAGCAAAGACAGGAUCGUGAAGAUGAGAUACGAGAGAUGUCUUUAAAACUUCGUCGAAGGCAAAGAGAAUUAAGGCACAAGUAUGAAGGUCACACCUCCGAUAGUCGUUCGUCAAACUCGCGUAGCCCAAGUCUUAAUCGCAGUCCUAAACCACAAGUGAUACGAAGAGAACGUAGGGACAGGGAUACAAGAGAUGUUGAUACCGCAAGUGACAGAGACAGGGAAAAGGAUAGAGAUAGGGAUAGGGAUAGGGAUAGGGAUAGGGAUAGGGAUAGGGAUAGGGACAGAGACAGGGAACGGGAAAGGGAAAGGGAAAGGGAAAGGGAAAGAGAAAGGGAAAGAGAGAGGGAAAGAGACAGACGAGACGAUAGAAGUAGAAAUAGACACGAAUCACGCAGGAGGCACAGAGAAUCCCCGAGACCAUCGUCGAGUCCAAGAAGUAAUCGGGGUCUGGUUGACUAUUGAUGCGUUAAAGAAACUAGAAACAUUCUUCCAUCUGCCCAGAUGAAAAUAUUCAUAAUAUUAAGUACUUCCAGUUGGUUCUAUACUUCCUUUGAUUAGUUGAAUCAAAAUUUAAAUUUUAUAACAUGGAAUUUUAUAACAUGCAUUAGUUGAUUCGUUAAUGAAUUAAUUUGUUUCUUGUCAGUUGCAUAAUCAUUUCUUCAAUAAAGGAAGGUAUGUUUACAGUAA
Molecule: messenger RNA, 2703 nt
Organism: Athalia rosae (coleseed sawfly)
Lineage: Eukaryota; Metazoa; Arthropoda; Insecta; Hymenoptera; Athaliidae
Product: CLK4-associating serine/arginine rich protein
Exons: 14
Coding region: 148-2478 (776 amino acids)
Source: RefSeq, a predicted model, not a curated record